Heterobilharzia americana is the source of this 1237-nucleotide messenger RNA. NCBI's taxonomy places the organism in Eukaryota, Metazoa, Platyhelminthes, Trematoda, Strigeidida, Schistosomatidae. The record is from the annotation of a GenBank genome assembly.
CUUUUUCAAAAUGAAAAAUUGCGCGGAAAUGGGCAACCAUCGAGCGAGGCUCUGUCACUUGAAAAAGUGGCCAAAUUUCAGUGGUUACGGCUUUAGUCUUCGAACGGACUCUUACAAAAAGGAGCACAGAGUAGAAAAUGUUGAGCCAUUUUCACCCAGCCAGUCAGGAGGUCUUCUUACUGGUGAUAUAAUCUUAUUAGUCAAUAGCAGAACCGUAGGCAAGUCAAGAUUCAGGUUCACUAUGACUUAAGCAGAUCAUCUUUCACAUAAUGAAGUUGUAAAAUUGAUCAAAGAAAAGUUGAUGUAGAAUUGCUUGUUGUACAGCCAAAUGAUCUGGCACAUUUUCGAAAAUUCGAUGACCCUAUGCAUAUGGCAUCAAAGGACCCUAUACGUUGCGAAACUUCAGAAGAGGAAAUGAAUCAACUUACUGGUGCUGAACGACACUUGAUCAAAGCAGAUUCAGAUACAUUGAAUGAAAUUUAUGAGCGUAAACGUCAAUUAGCAAUAAAUCACUUAAUUGAUCCCCGAAAUCAACAUAGUAAUAUCGGUGUUGAUGCUAUUCCAGUUGGCGGUAAAUCUUGUAUAAAUUAUGCUUACAAUAAUGAGUUAGAAAGUUAAAAAAAAAAGGGGAUAAAGAAACAAGAGAUAAACAAUAUUUAGUAUAAUAUUAUCAUAGUAAAAGAUAUUCCAGGUUGAAUCAAAAACAGUAAUGUGUAUAAUCAUCACCGCAAAAGUACAAUUCUGCGCCAACACAAAUGUUUAAGGGUGUCAAUAGCUACAUCAUAUUUUCUUUCAAUUCACUAUAGUAGAAUAUUCAAAUGUCAAUGGUAUAUAGAAUAAUUCUAAGUUUCUUCUUUGACUCCUUUUCCUUCCUCAAAAUAGUCGUCACUAUUAUUAUUAUUAUUAUUAUUACUAGAGUUCCACUUCUCCUGAUACAUAUCAUAAAGUUUUGACUGUAUACACAGAAAUGAACAAGAUCAUCGAGCUUCUGGAGCUUCUUCCCCUACCCCAACCCUCCACCUUCAAACCACUUCAUACACAAUCAGCGAGGUUUAUCGAAUACUUAUACAUAUAGAAAUGUUUGAAACUCAUUAUCUCAGUAUAACAUAUUGCCAUUGUUUCAUUCCAUGUGAUUCGAUUAUUCUAUUGACAAAUUAGAUAAUAGUCAACAGUAAAUGACUACUAGUUUAUUAUUAAAUAAAUAUAUAUACAUCGAAUUUGUUCUACUCAAGUGAAA